AUGGACCCCAAAGCCACGCUGUACGGAGCGAUGCUGUGGGGCUCCUGUGGGGCUCCUCGAGUGCCUCCCCCGUUCCUCAUCUCCCCUGUCACGCCAUGCUGCUGCUCUCGUAUUUGUCAGCUCCUGGAGCGGCAGCCAAAAGACCAGGCAGUUACUGUCAGUGCAGGCAUUUGCUUGGGGAUAUUUGACUGCAAUUUUGAAUCUCCUUGUGAGCUGGAAUAUUCCCUUUCCUCAAAAGAUCAGGAAACCUCCAAUAAUGCCUGGCUCAGAGUGAGCGCAGAGGAGAUUUCACAGCUAAACAUCCCGGAUGGGCUGGAGAGAGAUCACUCUGAAAAUACACCUAAAGGUUCAUUUCUGUUUCUCAAUGCAUCGGAGAGGCCAAGCCCUGUCAUCCUGAGCCCUUGGCUGAGAAGCAGCAGUGACCAAUGCGUAGUUCAAGUGGCUGUUUAUAAAUUUUACCAGCAGAAUGGAGAAUACAUUGCUCAUGUCCUUCCCAUUGAUGAAAGCAGCAGUGAAAUGUUAUCAGUGGAUAGUUCAGAGAAACAUGGAUGGGUGUUGCUUCAAAGGAGAGUUGGACAUCUAGAGAAACCAUUUCGGAUCUCACUGGAGUAUGUUGCUAAUGGGAACAAGAGCGUAGCGGCUGUGGAUUCCUUUGCAAUGAAGAACUGCAGUACAGGAUCUGCUUCUGGCUCAAAAAUGGCUCUGGAGGGUUCCUUCAGCUGCUGGAAUGGAACGGCAAUCAGACUGGGGCAGGCAUGUGACUUUAUCAGGGACUGCGCCGAGGGAGAAGAUGAGGGAGAUAUGUGCAAAAAUCUUCCCUCUGGCUUUUACUGUUCGUUUGAAGAAGGAGACUGUGGCUGGAUGCAGGGCUCUUCUGUGUCUCAUCCUUCUGCAUGGCGGAUUGGAAGCCCGGAGCACAACCGUUUUCCUUCAAUAGAAGGUUGUGCACUCCUCCUUAACACCAGCAAAGCACCAGCAGUAGCAAACACUGUCAUGACCAGCACUACAUUUCCAGCUCCUUUGAGGAACUCCCCCUGCGAGCUACGAAUGUCAUGGCUCAUCCAUGGUGUCUUGCUGGGAAAUGUAUCCCUGGUGCUGGUGGAGAACAAGACAGGAAAGGAACAGAGCCGAAUGUUCUGGCACUCAGAUAGCAGCGAAGGUUUGGGAAUAUGGCAGUGGAUGAUCUUACCUCUCCCAGAUAUACUGGAUAGGUUUUGGUUUCAGAUCAUCGCUUCAUGGGAAGAAGGAUCUGAUGCCAUUAUUGCUUUUGACAAUGUCUCCCUUAGUCUGGACUGCUAUUUAACAAUCAAUGGAGAGAAGACACAUCGAGUUACUACUCCAGACUCAAGCAAUUUGUUCACCAGUAGAGGUGGCCAGAAGAAGUUUGGAUGGGAACAAAAGCUGCUGGGAAAUCUCCAACUCAACACUGCCCCCAUUUCUGGUCCAGCAGAUCACUGGUUGUUCACAACAUGUGGUGCCAGCGGACCCUAUGGCCCCACACAGAGCCAAUGCAAUGAUGCCUACAGGAACUCCAACCUCAGUGUGGUUGUAGGAGCUGAAGGGAUUCUCCAAGGCAUUCAGAUCUGGAGAGUACCAGCAACCAACACCUACAGCAUCUCAGGCUAUGGAGCUGCUGGUGGGAAAGGAGGAAAGAACACCAUGGUGCGGUCCCACGGCGUGUCUGUGCUGGGAAUUUUUGACCUCCAGAAGGAUGAUACUUUGUAUAUCUUGGUGGGACAGCAAGGAGAAGAUGCUUGUCCUAGUACUAAUGAUGUUGUACAGAAAGUCUGCAUUGGAGAGAACAAUGUGAUUGAAGAAGAAAUACGGGUGAACAGAAGUGUCAAUGAAUGGGCAGGAGGAGGUGGAGGCGGGGGAGGUGCAACUUACAUCUUUAAGAUGGAAAAUGGAGAGCCGGUCCCCCUGAUAAUUGCAGCAGGAGGUGGUGGCAGGGCCUACAGGGCCAAAACAGACACAUUUCAUCCAGAAAGGCUGGAGAACGAUUCUUCUAUUCCAGGGUUGAAUGGAAAUUCAGGAGCUGCAGGUGGUGGAGGUGGCUGGAAUGAUAACACUUCCUUCCUGUGGUCAGGAAAAUCUUUGCUGGAAGGUGCUACUGGAGGAAGAUCCUGCCCCCAGGCCAUGAAGAAGUGGGGGUGGGAGACAAGAGGGGGUUUCGGAGGGGGUGGAGGGGGGUGCUCCUCAGGUGGAGGAGGCGGAGGAUAUAUAGGUGGCAAUGCUGCAGUGGACAAUGACCCAGAGAUGGAUGGGGAGGAUGGUGUGUCCUUUAUUAAUCCAAUUGGUACUUUAUACACUCCAGCGCUUAAAGUGACAGAGGGGCACGGAGAGGUGGACAUUAGGCUGCAUAUUAACUGCAGUCACUGUGAGAUGGACGAGUGCCGUGUUGAUCUUGAGACUCAAAAAGUCAUUUGCUUUUGUGAGCCAGGCACAGAGUUGGCUGAGGAUGGUGUGUCUUGCAUAGCUGAGCCAGUUGUUCAUCUCCCCCUCUCCUUGGUCUUGUCUGUAGUAACUUCAGCAUUGGUGGCUGCUUUGAUUUUGGCUUUUUCAGGAAUCAUGAUAGUAUAUCGUCGGAAGCACCAGGAGCUACAAGCCAUGCAGAUGGAGUUACAGAGCCCAGAAUAUAAACUGAGCAAGCUGCGUACCUCCACUAUCAUGACAGACUACAAUCCCAACUACUGCUUUGCAGGAAAGACCACAUCCAUUAGCGACCUCAAAGAGGUGCCUCGAAAAAACAUCUCCCUCAUCCGGGGUUUGGGCCACGGAGCCUUUGGUGAGGUAUAUGAAGGUCAGGUGGCAGGGAUCCCCAGCGACCCCACUCCCUUGCAGGUGGCUGUGAAAACCUUGCCAGAAGUGUGUUCGGAGCAAGAUGAGCUGGACUUCCUCAUGGAAGCUCUCAUUAUUAGCAAGUUCAACCACCAGAAUAUUGUGCGCUGUAUCGGGGUGAGCUUGCAGGCACUGCCCCGUUUCAUCCUGCUAGAGCUCAUGGCUGGAGGUGACCUGAAAUCGUUCCUGAGAGAGACGCGGCCUCGACCGAAUCAGCCCUCCUCCCUUUCCAUGCUGGACUUGCUCCACGUGGCUCGUGACAUUGCCUGUGGGUGUCAGUACCUGGAGGAGAACCACUUCAUUCACAG
Charadrius vociferus (killdeer) is the source of this 3146-nucleotide messenger RNA. It is a transcript of the gene ALK, whose product is annotated as anaplastic lymphoma receptor tyrosine kinase. Gene Ontology annotation, cellular component: signaling receptor complex; membrane. The transcript is spliced from 23 exons. The annotation marks the transcript as partial. Gene Ontology annotation, biological process: protein phosphorylation; cell surface receptor protein tyrosine kinase signaling pathway; multicellular organism development. The record is from RefSeq and is a predicted model, not a curated record. NCBI's taxonomy places the organism in Eukaryota, Metazoa, Chordata, Aves, Charadriiformes, Charadriidae. Gene Ontology annotation, molecular function: protein binding; ATP binding; transmembrane receptor protein tyrosine kinase activity.